UUUAGUUUUUCGGUUUGUGUGAAUUUUACUUCGUAUUGUGUUAUCUUAUGAAUUCAUGAAUAACAAUAAAUUGUUCAAGAGGUUCUAAUAGUUCAUAAAUAUGAUAAAUUUAAACCGAAGUUCAUAUUUAUAGCGCGGUGGCGGGUUGUGAGCAGGGCGCAGGCGGGGCGAGCUCGGGCGGCGGGCGGCCCGCUGACACCAUUCGCCGUGUCAAGGUGAAGAUGUCAUCCGUGUCCGCGCAGGGCGUCGUGGAGCGUGCCUCAGCCGAGCUGUCACGCCGCAUCACGGGGCUGGGCCUGCGCGGUCGCAAGCGCUCGCCCGGCGUGGUGGAACGCGUCGCCAAUGCGCUCUGCGGGCCCGCCGCCGCUGCCACUGCACCGCGAAUACCGCGCCGGCGCCGGCCCUCCCCCCGGCCGCUCGUGUGGAGCCAGUUCAUACUAGAAGACAGAUUCCUCGAAAAGUUUUUUCUAUAUUUCAAUGCAAAUGAAAGGAAAUCGCUGGCACAAGUAUGUACAAAAUGGCGUGACAUCCUCUACUCCACGCCCCGGUGGUGGUCCGGUUUAGUCGCUGUACUGGAUUGCCGUGACAUGCGAACAGAGUCUGGCUGCUGUAUGCAGAGGUUUUACAAUUCUGUAGUGAGAAGAGGAAUACGCGGCAUCAUAUUAAUAUCGGCCACCGAUGAUGAUAUAAAUGAGUUUAUAAAACAGUUUCCUGUUUCGGCACAUCACUUACACGCUAUUGGUUUAAAAGGGUGCACAAUUACAGACCGAGGAUUAGAGGCUAUAUUGGAUCACUUGCAGGUUCUAUUUGAGCUAGAACUAACUGGCUGCAAUGAAAUAACGGAAGCUGGUUUGUGGGCAUGUCUAACUCCUCGUAUUGUCUCACUUACGCUUACUGACUGCAUUAACAUUGCUGAUGAGGCUGUGGGAGCGGUGGCGCAACUAUUGCCAUCAUUAUACGAGUUCUCGUUGCAAGCGUACCAUGUGACGGAUGCGGCACUUGGCUAUUUUUCACCAAAACAAAGUGCAUCACUUAGUAUAUUGAGGCUACAUAGUUGCUGGGAAUUAACUAACCAUGGUGUUGUCAAUAUCGUACACUCGCUGCCGAACUUGACAGUGCUGUCGCUCAGCGGGUGCAGCAAGGUCACGGAUGAGGGCGUGGAGCUGUUGGCUGAGAACUUGCCUCGCCUUCGCAGCCUCGACUUGAGCUGGUGUCCUCGCGUCACAGACAACGCGCUAGAAUAUAUUGCCUGCGACCUCAACCAACUUGAGGAGCUCACGCUUGAUCGGUGUGUACACAUAACCGACAUAGGCGUGGGCUACAUCAGCACAAUGCAGUCUCUGGUGGCCUUAUUCCUACGCUGGUGCUCGCAGGUCCGCGACUUUGGCGUUCAGCAUCUGUGCGGAAUGAGGUCGUUGCAGCUACUGUCUUUAGCAGGUUGUCCAUUGUUGACGUCCGGAGGGCUGUCGAGUCUCAUCCAACUACGGCAGCUUCGGGAGCUGGAACUCACGAACUGCCCUGGCGCCUCCCCGGAGCUCUUCGAUUAUCUGCACGAGCACUUACCGCGUUGCCUCAUCAUAGAAUAAGGUACUGCGUACACCGGUACACCACACCUAUACAUAUUGAACAUGGCAGGUGAAUAUUUGAAAAUAUCACGUUGCAACGAGCUGCACUUCAAAGUCAAAACAUUAUUUAUUCGAAUAGACCUAAAAGACACACAGAAACUACAUAGAAAGGGCAAAAUUCAAAAUUCAUUUGUUUCUAGUAAGCUUAGUUUAUAAGCACAUAUGACAAACGUUAAGCCAGUCUCUACCAUCGGUUCGGAAGGCAGAUUGUACAGAGAAGAAACUCAGGUUUCUCUUAUUCAAUGUAAUUUUACAGUUUAAAUAUCUAUAGAAUUUUUCUAUCUCGUCUUUAUGAGAGCGGAGCUGCCUUCAAGCUGUCUUGUUGUUAAGAAAUUCAUCAAUUGUAUGUGUGUGUGCUUUUGAUGAUUACAUAAAAAAAUAUAUGCAAUCAACUUUCGAUCAACAUUGAUCGUCCAAUUUGUAUGGAUGAUCAAAUAUCCAUGUUAUAAUAACCGAUAUUUUCUUGAUAAUAAUGGAAUAAUAAUAUUUUGUACUACAUACUAUAGAUGUCAGCCCACUGCUUCGAGUGGCAAGUGUACAAGAGAGUUAGUUGAUAUUAAAUAGAGUGGCUUCGCGCCAUUUGACUUGUGGAAAGUUAAGAGUACCUUAUCAAAAGUAGGCUUGAAUGUCUAGGUUCAUAAAGUCACAAAUUGUGCAUCAACGUACUUGUCUGCCAUAUUCUGUGUGUAUAUGUGUGAAAAGUCCAUAAUAUGAUAGGGUCUCCAAAAUUACUUCUUCAUUAUUUAUCUUACAAAAUAUCUAUUAUAUAUAACAAAACGUGCAAUUAUAUAAAGUGUAUAAGUACUGUCAUGUAAAUAGUACAGUCACGGGCUGCCUUCUAAUAUUUGUGAUAAAAAUAAAAUAUUCAAGUGAAUCUGUCUUCAAUAUUAGUUUAUAUAUUAUAUACAAUGUUUUAUAUUUAUUUCCUUAAAAGUGGAUUUCUAAUCGGCAGGUAAUCGGCAAGAUGUUAAAUAUGAUAGAUUUCAUAUGCAUCAACUGUCAAAACCUCAAAGGUAUUCCGUAUCCAUUAUUUGGCGGACGAAAAAUCAGCUGUGAUAGAAAUAUUCAAUAAAUAUAAAGAUUUGUAUAAAUUAACCUCCUGGGGAUUUACUAUAUAUAAACUUUAACGCUUUAGAAAAUAAUGAAAGAAAUUAAUAACGUUAAGCGUUACCGAUUAAUACAGAUCGUCAACUUGCUAGAGCCCCUGAUUGUACAAUUUGUCACGAAGAGGGUACGGUGAUGCCCCAUGAAAUUACUGUCAUUAAUCGUCAUUAUCACAAGGAGAUAUUUGGAGACGCCUAUUUUAAAUUACAAACCAAAACGUACAAUUUGUAUAAAUAUUAAAAUACAAUAGAGCAGUUUGUAAAUACAUAGUAUAUGUUGAGCAGAGUCAAUUUAUAUAAUGUUUGCGCAUUUCCCAGCUGCAAUAUUAUUACAAUAUUAUAUUAUACUCUUUACCGAAGCCUGAAAAGUUGCAUUUCAAUAAAACCUACCUAUAAAUUUAGGCAUAUAUACAGUACCUUAUAGAUAAAUCAAAUCCAAUAUUAGCAUUUAACUGUCAUAAUUAUAAUUUUCUUCUAACCCCACGUAGAUGUUAUUUAUUAUAUAAAUGUGAUUAUUAUGUAAAACAAGUUUUAAAUAAUGAGUGUUGCUGUACAAUUAGAAUUAGUUUACAAUUAGAACUUUCCACUAUAGUAGAAUAUGUCUUAUGGUUGUGUCCUAUUUAUUUAUUUCUUUAGAUUCCAUAUUUUACAAGCUUUUUUUAAAUAUUUGUGAAUGUGUUAUACUUUUAAUGUUCCAACACCGUUUAGAAGUUGUUGUAGUGAAUCUCACAUUUGAGUUAUCAUUCUUUAAUAAUAAUUGCUCAAAUUUUUAUGUGAAAUUUUAUUGAAUAAUGAAUGUAAAUAAUAUUUCCUUACACAGAUAUCUAGCAAUUCAAAAUAAUGUACUCUCCUCAUCUAAUUUAGAAUGGUUUAAAAGAUUUGAAAGGAAACAAAUCGUUCAUGUUGAUGAUUUCAAAGAUAUAUAUUAAUAAUCAAUGAAGUCAUAAUAGUAUAUUAAAUUAUACCUAUUUAUUAAAUUAUUUUCUAUGUUAUGUUAAUAAUAGUUGUGUGUUUUGGGACCUUAAUAACAAUUAAAAAUACCAUAGUCACUUUAUAGUAUUAUCGUAAGGAGGUAAGAUAUAAACUUCAUGUUACUGGCUCCAAUUCCUGAUUUUUAAUGCAUUUCCCGCUAUUAUUUUAUAUUUUAUUAAUUUACUGCUAUAUUUUAUUCACUAAAACUCUUACAGUUUAGUUUUUACAAAUGGUGUUUCUAAGAAUGUGUGCUUGGAUUGUUUUAUCUUAAUUCAGUGCAAAAAUCUAAAUAAGCUAACUAGUCAAAUCUGAGUAUCGAUCAAUUUGCGUAAAACUUAAGCUUGUACACAAUUUAAUAUAGAAGCUGCAUAAUUAAUGAAAAUGUAAUCCUAUUGAACUGGCUUUAAUAUACUAUACUACAUAAAAGUUUACAUAGAUAGACAAUUUGCUUUAUACUAUAUUUUACAGCUAUUGUAUGAUAUAAUUUAUCAAGAAUUAUUCUAGUCAAUGUUUCGAUACAUUUUUUAUUGUCAAUUUCGGUUUUUUUUAGUACCGUUUCAUAUUAACUUAAUUGAAGGUAGAUUCGUAAUAAUAAUUAUUCUAUGAAAAAAAUAUAUUAAAAUUCAUUCGUAGUUAAUUAAAAUUGUCUGCAGUAAGGCUGGCCGUACGAUGACUAUUAUCAUCUGAGAUAGCUAGACCAUUCUUACCGAGAGCAGAACUUUCGUUUGUGAGCAUUGGUUGUGCUAGCCUUUGAAACUCAAGCCCAUUUGAUCAGACAGCACUAUUUUGAGUCCGCAAAAUCGAAUUUCUAUAGUUGUGUUCGAGAACCAAUGUUGAAGAAUUCUUGCAACUCGUUAGUUUGCGAAACGUAUGCUUACGGUGAGUGCCAUCCUUAAGACCAAUAUGUGAAAUGGCAGGCUUAGAGCUAAAUCUAUAGUAAUCAAUAUUCAGUCAACCUUAGAUGAAGCUUCAUCUUUAGUUUUAUUUAGUAGCAUCAUUAUUAAAAUUCAUAUGCAAAUCGCUUCAAUGCGACCUAUCUAUAUAUUAGAACAACUAGAGUUAUUAUAAAUAUGGUUUAUUUUGGCCAUUUUCCUUGGUACUAACUUCAAUUUACUUUUAUAUCUAUAAUCGUCACGUACAGCAAAUAAAUGUUUUCUCUAAAAUAAUUUAAUAAGUUACAUUUAUUAUUACUAUAUACCGUCCGUAAAUUGUCUGGAUGCGUGUGAGUGUGAUUGAAUUAAUGUAUAGAUAUUCAAAUAUUGGUGUAACCAAGUUCCAUUAUCUUUAUGUAUACUCACUCAUCAAAAGAAAUAUUACUUUUGGACCUAGGCUGAUCUGACCCUUACCUACCCUUGUGAAGGUAAAUGUGUUACCGCAACGAAAACAAUUUUUGGUUCAUUAAUUGUUAUUUUUCAGCAUUUCAACUAGAAUUUCUAGGGCACACAGUUUCUCUAAUCAUAAUGGACUCCACAGAUUAUAGGACUCAACUAUUCGGUUACCUGCUGUAUUUCUCUUAAUCAAUCCCUGCUGCAUCAGUAAAGUUAUAAGUGCAAAGUUCACCAGGUGGGCUUCAUGGUGAGAGACAGAUAAGGGGAUUUAUUAUUUCGAAAUGGCUUCGGCGGGACAACUCAGCUAGUUACCUACCACUGGCGAGGUAGUACCUCUGAGCGAUUAUGAAUUCCGAUACCUUGUCGUGUAGAAACCGAUUGCCAUGGCAGGGGUAUGGUUCAAGAUAAUAGGCACAUAAAUUACUUGAUCAAUGAUCUGCUAGAUGCAUCUGAUGAUGCAGUCCCAUACAAAACGUAGCAGAAACGGAUAUUAUUUUCUACUGAUGUAAACAAAAGUUUUUUUUUUAAAUAUAGUUAUAUAUAUUUAAAAUUAUAGCAGUUAUUUAAUAGAUUUUAGAUGUUAAUGUAAAUGAAAUAUAGAUUUCAACUAUUCACCUAGUCCCUUACAUGAUAUGAAAGCACAUCAUUAUUAUCAUUAUGGAACUAAUUAAUGCCCUGAUAAUAAUGGGCACAGCCCUGUUCCAGGAAAAAGCUAUUUAGAUCUUAGCCCACCACGUCGUCGCCAUGCGAGUUGGCGGGCUAUAUUAAAGAACAUAUGAACAGCAAUAAUGAAGUUUUGUAACUUCUAUCAUUAUACUAUGUGAUUUAUAAACCAAGAGACUUAGACAGCAAUUUAUCUUAAAUUAUAGAUGUGCCUAUGGAAGUACCUAAACAAAGGGCUACAAACUGAAACAAUUAAUGUAAACAAACUUUCACAUUAUUGGAUAAGAAUCUUCCAUUUAUCUCGCAGUCAGAUAAAGUCGGUUUGUUCACAUUAAUAAUGUGUUUCUAUUUGCCAGUUUAGAAUCCUAUCUCAAAUAGAUACUCUAAAUAUAAGCGUCUUACUCGAAAUAAUUAUUCUAAAAGUUGUUCUGCGUUUAGAUUCUUUAAAAGUAUUACUUUCUUAAUGGAGAUUUCUUAGUAAACUGAUAUAGUCGCUUAACACCUGUAUAGAAACGUACAGUAUGGUCAUCGUAUUUUAACCGACUAAUUAGUUGGUUAAAAUAGGACACAAGGUAAUCACAAGGCGCUGCACUUUAAGAUAAUACUGUUUUAAGCGAUGGUAGAAAGCCCCAUGCACUUUUUAUAAUAUCUUUAUACAACUUUGUAUCGGCGAUAAUACUAAUUAUGUAGUACAGACUACAGCAGAGCUAGCACAGGCAGGAGACAAAAAUGUUAUCCCCGAAAUUUUAUCCACCUGCUAAAGCAAAGGAACAUGGAAUAGGAGAAGGUUAUCCCCUAUAUUACACAUAUAUAAAUAAUCUUUGCCUGUUAUUUAAAACUUUUGGUUGAAGAGGGCACUACUGUUUUCCGCAUUAUCUAUGUAUAAUUUGCCCCAAUUUAUUGACCUCUCGCUCGCACAUCUCCCAUUUCACCUGGCAGCUCAGCGGUUUGAACCGCGUAAACGUCCAUUAUUGGAGUCUUGUUUUCUGCGACGCACAGUCGAGUCGUGCUUGAAGGAGUACCUACGUACUUGCUAUAUACCUUCUUAUAUUUUAUUGUAACUUUGUACUUUCGACUCUUUACAAAACACGACGUCCACUUGUGCGCCAAUGCUCUGAGAAUUCAAAAAGCUGUGGGAGAAGUUCUAUCCUUUUCCCGCGGAGAUAAUUGUCUCGUGCUGGGGGCUUCCAUCGUUUAUAAUAAUCGUAUUUUAAAAACAGACAUUUUCAUGACAUACUUUGACGUGCCCAAAAUAAAGUCUAUAAUUUUAAAACAAGAGCGUCAUCAAUAUUAAAAUAGUAUAACUUUGAUGGAAGUAGUCCCCAAACAGUCGUGUUUAAGUUGCAGAAUAUUGCAGUAGGUAUAUUAAUACAUAAAGUGCUGCAGAAAAUGUAAAUUAGUGUAUUAUUGUAAUAAUAGAUAUAACGUUGUUGAAAAGAUGUGACUUAUCCAUACUUUAAUCUGAAUGGUUGUAAUGAAAAUAAUAAAGCAAUAUAAAAUUUUA
Pararge aegeria (speckled wood butterfly) is the source of this 7195-nucleotide messenger RNA. Its product is annotated as F-box/LRR-repeat protein 16. The record is from RefSeq and is a predicted model, not a curated record. Bases 222 to 1586 code for a protein of 454 amino acids. Gene Ontology annotation, cellular component: SCF ubiquitin ligase complex. Gene Ontology annotation, biological process: SCF-dependent proteasomal ubiquitin-dependent protein catabolic process. Gene Ontology annotation, molecular function: protein binding. The transcript is spliced from 7 exons. Lineage: Eukaryota; Metazoa; Arthropoda; Insecta; Lepidoptera; Nymphalidae.